Meira miltonrushii is the source of this 1113-nucleotide messenger RNA. RefSeq names its product glycoside hydrolase. Bases 1 to 1113 code for a protein of 370 amino acids. Gene Ontology annotation, molecular function: chitinase activity; chitin binding. The transcript has 2 exons. Gene Ontology annotation, biological process: carbohydrate metabolic process; chitin catabolic process. Gene Ontology annotation, cellular component: extracellular region. The record is from RefSeq and is a predicted model, not a curated record. NCBI's taxonomy places the organism in Eukaryota, Fungi, Basidiomycota, Exobasidiomycetes, Exobasidiales, Brachybasidiaceae.
AUGGCAGGAUAUUGGCCUUCUUGGGCUGUGGGCACUUUGCCACCAGAAAACAUUGCUUGGUCAAAGUAUGAUAUCGUAUACUAUGCUUUUGCCGUUCCAAGUUCUUCGGGAAAAAUUGCAAUUGAUGAUUCAAACUUGUUGAAAAGAUUCGUUGCAGCUGCUCAUAAAGGUAAUUCAAAAGCAAGUCUCUCGCUUGGUGGAUGGGGUCAAUCACAAGGAUUCUCAAAUUCCGUUGUAAGUGAUUCAGCCCGUGCAAAUUUCAUCAAUAACGUUUUGGAUGUGAUUAAAACGUACAAUUUGGACGGUGUUGAUUUCGAUUGGGAAUAUCCUGGAAACGUUCAAGGCGGACCAAGCAAUCCAAAAGAUACGGGAAAUUUCCAAACGUUCUUGCAACAAUUACGUGCAAAGAUUCCAGCCGGUAAGCUCAUGUCAGCAGCUGUUCCACAACAAGUUUGGCAAGGAAGUAACGGAAACCCGGUUGGCAGUGUUGCCCGUGCAGGCGGAGCAUUGGAUCAUAUCGUCAUUAUGAAUUACGACGUUUGGGGUUCUUCAUCAACGCCAGGUCCAAAUGCACCUUUGGGUAACUUGUGUGGAAAUAGUACACAGCCCGUUGCCAGUGCUGCCGGAGGUGUGAAAGCAUGGACUUCGGCCGGUUUCCCAAGAAGUAAGAUUUUACUCGGUGUUCCAAGUUAUGGUUAUUUGAACAAAUCAUCCAAGAAAACAUUGAUUCAACUCAAACGUGAGGGCGACGUGGAAGUGUAUGCUAAUUCUCUUGCCAAACGUGCUGCUUUGAAGAGUAUGGACGGUACAACGACGUCCGGACAGAUUAACUUCAACCAGUUGGUCAGUCAAGGAGCACUAAAGUUAAACACACAAACUGGUACUUUUGAUGCUUCUGGAGGUUAUACGAAAUACUGGGAUGAUUGUUCCGAUACACCUUAUUUGGCAAACGGAAACAUUGUUGUCACUUAUGAUGAUCCUGAUUCGCUAUACGAUAAAGCAGACUUUGCUCGUUUGGCAGGUAUUGCAGGUGUUGCCAUGUGGUCAAUCGAUGGAGAUACAUCAACACAAGUUUUGGCAAAUUCUCUUAUCGCUGGAUUAAAGGGAACUUAA